Messenger RNA from Oryzias melastigma (Indian medaka), 2282 nucleotides. Its product is annotated as oocyte zinc finger protein XlCOF6. The record is from RefSeq and is a predicted model, not a curated record. Gene Ontology annotation, molecular function: RNA polymerase II cis-regulatory region sequence-specific DNA binding; DNA-binding transcription activator activity, RNA polymerase II-specific. The transcript is spliced from 3 exons. Gene Ontology annotation, cellular component: nucleus. Bases 149 to 1954 code for a protein of 601 amino acids. Gene Ontology annotation, biological process: regulation of transcription by RNA polymerase II. NCBI's taxonomy places the organism in Eukaryota, Metazoa, Chordata, Actinopteri, Beloniformes, Adrianichthyidae.
AAGCUGAUUGGCUGGUUCACAGGAAGUCAGUAGUGCUUUUCCCGUGAUGCUCUCGAUAAACAACUGAGCAGCCAGAGAAUGAAGGCCGGGUUAAACAAAUGCAAAUUGCUCAGUUAAAAUAGCUUCGUUUACAAAUUUGGCGAAAAAGAUGAAAACCGCGGAAAAAGAAGAAAACAGAGAAGAAAGACAUCACGACGAAAUCACAGUGAAAACAGAAGUGGAUCAGGACGAAGAAGAGGAGGAGGAGGAGGAAUACACCAACGGAGAUGAUCUGAACAUUCUGAUAAAGGAGGAACCACACUCACCCGAAAUCUGCGACGAGCACGGCGAAGAUGCGUCCAGCUGCUCCGCCGCUGACAGGAGAGAUGGCCUCCAUCUGCAGGAGGACACCAAACAGGAGUUCGACUCUGAAUAUGCUGCUGUCAAAGAGGAGGAGGAGGAGGAGGAGGAGGAAGAGGAGGAAUCUGACUCCUGGAUUAAAGAGGAAAUACUGAGUGAAAAUGAGGCUGAAGAGGAGGAUUCCAGCAACAUCCAGGAUGAGCUGGAGGAAGAAGAGGAGACCUGUACAGAGUCUUCAUCCGAGUUUUUUCCAUGUCCUCACUGCACUGUCUCCUUCACUGACUUGGACUUCUUGGAGAAACACGUUAAGUGGGUCCAUCAAAAGGAAUACCUUAAUAAUCUCAAAAAAUGCCUCCCAAACCAAACCCUAAACUUCGUGGCCAAACACCCCUGCACCAUUUGCAACACAACCUUUAAAUCUAAAGUACGCCUCAGCAUCCACAUACGCGAGGUCCACCCUUCUGCUCCUCCUCGAAGGCUGCAUCCAUGCCCGACCUGCGCCCGCAGCUUCCAGUACCUGAAGAACCUGAAGAACCACUGUCAGCGCUGGCACAGCAUGUCAGUGGUCACGAGGGGAGGGCAUCUCAGCUGCGCGGACUGUGGGAAGAGCUUUAAAGCUACCUGGGGUCAGGGGCCUCAUUUGUGUCACCAAGCAGAUGCUGCUAAAUCUGAAGAUAAGCCCAUUUGUCUGGAUACCGGCGUGCAGUGCCGAGUUUGCGGGAAGAAGGUGCGGACACCCCAAAGCCUGGUGGACCACAUGCGCACCCACACGGGCGACCGGCCGUUCGCCUGCAAGGACUGUGGGAGGCGGUUCGUGGAGCGCAGCAGCUGGCGGCAGCACAUGAAGAUACACACAGGAGAGAAGCCCUUCAAAUGCGAGGUGUGCGGCAAGGCUUUCGUCCGGUCGCACCACCUCAGGUGCCACCUAACCACGCACUCUGGCAAGAAGGAAUACUCCUGCCCCGAGUGUGGAAAGGAGUUUGGAUUCAAGUCCAGCUUGGACCUUCACGUGAGGACGCAUUCGAGCGAGAAGCCCUUUCACUGCGGCGUGUGUGGAAAGAGCUUCAACACUCGGAGGAACCUGAGGGUUCACGCCAAACUUCACAACAGCGAAAAAGCUCACCAGUGUGGGGACUGCGGGCUGAAGACUGGAGAUCUCGGGGCUUUAAAAAUACACUUGCGGACACACACCGGAGAAAGGCCGUACCACUGCACGGUGUGCGGCAACCGCUUCAUCCGCCUGUCCCACCUGCGGAACCACCAGCGAACCCACACCGGCGAGAGACCGUACAAAUGCGACGAAUGCGACAAGAGCUUCACUCAGUCUGGGGACUUGGUGAAGCACAAAAGGAUCCACUCUGGAGAGAAGCCCUUCGAAUGCCCGGAGUGCCACCGCUGCUACACGUCCUCCGGUGACCUCGGCAAGCACAGGAGAAGCCACACUAACCUGCGUCCCUACACCUGUAAGGAAUGUGGAAAGAGCUUCCGCCUGUCAGGCCAUUUAAAAACACACAUGUUGACGCACACUGGCGAAAAGCCGUACUCCUGCCCUAACUGCCUCCGCAGGUUUGCACGCUCUCACCAUCUCUCCGGACACGUGGCAAAGUGUCGCUGAGUCCUCCGGAGACGGGCAGGAACAAGGAUGAGCUCAAGAACUGUAUCUAACACUAGACUACAACAAAUCUAUGUAAGUAUUAACUAAGCUCUAAUUAUUUAUUAACUUUGUGUAACACUAUUGAUUCAAAAUAUUAAAUUAUGCCCAAACAACCAAUGAUAUCACAUGUAAUCUUUUUCUACUUUUCCCCUAACAUGUAUGUUUGUUUGCAAAACCCUAAUUUCAAUGAAGACUCUAGAAAGUGUUAUGAAGAAGAGUUGAGCAGACGGUUCAUUUCCUUCGUAGCUAAAUUCAGUGUAAAUCAUUAAUAAAUUAUUUCUCAGAUGCA